Messenger RNA from Anoplophora glabripennis (Asian longhorned beetle), 993 nucleotides. It is a transcript of the gene Hey, whose product is annotated as hairy/enhancer-of-split related with YRPW motif protein. Gene Ontology annotation, molecular function: protein dimerization activity; DNA-binding transcription factor activity, RNA polymerase II-specific; RNA polymerase II cis-regulatory region sequence-specific DNA binding. Gene Ontology annotation, cellular component: nucleus. The coding region runs from base 1 to 993 and encodes 330 amino acids. The transcript has 3 exons. Lineage: Eukaryota; Metazoa; Arthropoda; Insecta; Coleoptera; Cerambycidae. Gene Ontology annotation, biological process: anterior/posterior pattern specification; regulation of transcription by RNA polymerase II; regulation of neurogenesis. The record is from RefSeq and is a predicted model, not a curated record.
AUGGAUCAUUCCCUGUCCCAGAACACUCCUCUGCACUGGGGGUACUCGGGGGGCAAUCCGGGCAACGCUUCUUGGCAGCCCGUGUCGAGGGGCAGCAAGAGGCCGCUCUCCGAGAGUGACUGUGAUGACGUUUACUCGGAGGAGUCCUCGAAAGAGCAAUGCACUUCUCCAGGUGACGCGGACAGUUGCCAAAUGUUAUCCAGGAAGAAACGGAGGGGUGUGAUCGAGAAGAAACGCAGAGACCGCAUAAAUAUGUCCUUGAGCGAGCUAAAACGUCUCGUGCCCAGUGCAUUCGAGAAACAAGGAUCAGCCAAAUUGGAAAAAGCCGAAAUUUUACAAAUGACCGUGGACCAUCUGAAAAUGCUCCACGCCAAAGGUUUGGACUCGUUCGCCUACGACCCCCACAAGUACGCAAUGGACUACCACGGAAUGGGCUUCAGAGAAUGCGUAGCAGAAGUAGUGAGAUACCUCGAGCGAAUCGAAGGCCUGGACGUUCAAAAUCCUCUACGAUUACGGUUGACUUCACACCUCCAAUGCUGCGCUGCCCAAAGAGAGUUAGCUUCAAAACAAGCGACAACCGCUCCAUGGGGUUACGGCAGUUCUCAACCCUACCCCCCUCUGAACACGCUGCCUCCCUCGCCAGCUUCGAAUCACGGACCGAUCGGCAACUUGAACCCUCAUCAACCCCCACCACCUCCAAUCCAUCACCAGAAUAUGCAUCACGAUCUGGGACAUUUCGACGUGUCUACUUCCUGCGCUCAAAGUACACCUCCAGUGCCUUCCACAGAUAGUAGUAGAUUAGCUCCUUCCACAUCUAUCUUGACCCCAUUGACCACCACGACUUCAUCGGCUUUGGCGUACAGUCCCCACCAAUACCCAGUGAACACGUUCAGUAUUCCAACCACGAGCCAUCACCAGAAUUACAGUCAAAGUAUUCCCACGUCGCAAGGGAUGAAACCUUACCGACCGUGGGGUGCGGAAGUCGCUUACUGA